UUUUUUUUUUUUUAACUUUUGAAGCACAUGAUGAAGCAUUGAAAAACUUGCAGAUUUGUCACUGUAGUGAUUGCAUGUGAAACUGAGGCGAGACUCAGCCGAAACCUUCCUGACACGCACACUGACCGCAGACUCAUACUGUGACUGUGAACAUGGCCUCUUCAGAGCUUGCACUUUUGAGUGUGUCAGACAAAACUGACCUGCUGGGGUUUGCCAAGAGGCUGGUGGAUGUGGGGCUGUCUCUGGUCGCCUCAGGUGGUACAGCCAAAGCUCUGCGUGAUGCUGGACUCUCUGUCAGGGAUGUGUCAGAGCUGACUGGACACCCAGAGAUGCUGGGAGGCCGGGUGAAGACCCUGCAUCCUGCUGUCCAUGGAGGCAUCCUGGCCAGGAAAACCCCAUCUGACACUGCAGACAUGGAGAAGUUGGGCUACAGUCUGGUUAGGGUGGUGGUGUGCAACCUCUACCCAUUUGUGAAGACUGUCUCUAACCCGAAUGUUAAAGUGGAAGAUGCUGUGGAGCAGAUUGAUAUCGGUGGUGUGACUCUGCUGAGAGCAGCAGCCAAGAAUCACGCUCGGGUAACCAUUGUGUGUGACCCUGCUGAUUACCCACUGGUGGCCAAGGAGAUGGAGAGUUCAGGAGACAAAGAUACGACCAUGGAAACACGCAAGACUCUGGCGCUCAAAGCUUUCACACACACAGCACAGUAUGAUGACGCCAUAUCAGACUACUUUCGUGGACAGUACAGCAGAGGUGUUUCCCAGCUGCCCCUGCGUUAUGGCAUGAACCCCCACCAAGCACCUGCUCAACUCUACACCAUGCGUCCAGCCCUCCCACUCAAAGUGGUCAACGGCUCCCCCGGUUUUAUUAACCUGUGUGACGCUCUGAAUGCCUGGCAGCUGGUCAGGGAGCUUAAGGGCGCUCUCGGUAUGGCUGCUGCCACCUCCUUCAAACAUGUCAGCCCUGCCGGAGCUGCAGUAGGAGUUCCUCUCACUGAGGAGGAAGCUAAGGUGUGCAUGGUGCACGACAUGCUGAAGGAUCUCACCCCGCUGGCCACAGCCUACGCCAGGGCAAGAGGUUCUGACAGGAUGUCUUCUUUUGGAGACUUCAUUGCCGUGUCAGAUGUUUGUGACGUUCCCACUGCCAAGAUUAUCUCAAGAGAGGUGUCUGAUGGUAUCAUCGCUCCUGGUUAUGAAGAAGAGGCACUCAAGAUCCUCUCCAAAAAGAAAAAUGGCAACUAUUGCGUCCUUCAAAUGGAUCCUGAGUAUGAGCCUGAUGAGGCUGAGGUGAGGGUGUUGUUCGGUCUCUAUCUCAAACAAAAGAGGAACGGAGGGCUCAUCAAUAAGGAGUUCUUUAGCAACAUUGUGUCCAAGGGCUCGCUCUCUGAGGAAGCUGUGCGUGACCUCACUGUGGCCACCAUCGCUGUCAAGUACACUCAGUCCAACUCUGUCUGCUAUGCUAAAGACGGACAGGUUAUUGGGAUCGGUGCGGGUCAGCAGUCUCGUAUCCACUGCACACGGUUGGCAGGUGACAAAGCUGAUAACUGGUGGCUGAGACACAACCCUCGUGUCCUGACCAUGAAGUUCCGCAGCGGUGUGAAGCGAGCGGAGAUGGCAAACGCCAUCGACCAGUAUGUCAGCGAUACUAUUGGAGAGGGUCCAGACCUGGAAGUGUGGAAGUCCAUGUAUGAAGAGGUACCUGAGCUUCUGUCACAGACUGAAAAGAAGAACUGGAUCAGCUCCCUGCAGGCAGUGGCUGUCAGCUCUGACGCAUUCUUCCCCUUCAGAGAUAACAUAGAUCGUGCCAAACGGAGCGGUGUUGAGUACAUCGCAGCUCCUGCAGGCUCUGCUGCUGACGAGAUUGUGAUUAAUGCCUGUAAUGAGCAGGGCAUCACUCUGGUGCACACCAACCUGCGGCUCUUCCACCACUGAGCACCUCAACACUAUUGCAGUUGUUCUGUAAACUCAACUCACAAUUUUGCAUUAUUACUGAGUCAAAAACCUUUUUCUAACAUUUACUGAUACUUCAAACAUUCCCUACCCUCAUGUCACGCUUGUGCAGUGACCAUAGAUGCUCUGUUUUGCAACACUCUAAUACGUUCCUGACUCCCCUAACACAGAGAUAGCUGUUAAUGCUUAUCAUAGGUCAGCCAUGUUUCAGUAUGAAAUAAACUUACUGUGACAGUU
This is a messenger RNA of Scomber japonicus (chub mackerel), 2183 nucleotides long. It is a transcript of the gene atic, whose product is annotated as 5-aminoimidazole-4-carboxamide ribonucleotide formyltransferase/IMP cyclohydrolase. Gene Ontology annotation, cellular component: cytosol. The transcript is spliced from 15 exons. The coding region runs from base 153 to 1928 and encodes 591 amino acids. Gene Ontology annotation, biological process: 'de novo' IMP biosynthetic process. Lineage: Eukaryota; Metazoa; Chordata; Actinopteri; Scombriformes; Scombridae. The record is from RefSeq and is a predicted model, not a curated record. Gene Ontology annotation, molecular function: IMP cyclohydrolase activity; phosphoribosylaminoimidazolecarboxamide formyltransferase activity.